Molecule: messenger RNA, 1002 nt
Organism: Drosophila rhopaloa
Lineage: Eukaryota; Metazoa; Arthropoda; Insecta; Diptera; Drosophilidae
Gene: HP1c
Product: chromobox protein homolog 3
Exons: 1
Coding region: 128-829 (233 amino acids)
Biological process (GO): chromatin organization; negative regulation of transcription by RNA polymerase II
Cellular component (GO): nucleus; pericentric heterochromatin
Molecular function (GO): chromatin binding
Source: RefSeq, a predicted model, not a curated record
ACUCAACUGAAAUUCAAGUUCUUAACUUUGGUAUAUUGGUACAAUCUACAAACGGCCACACUCGCGCAAAAAAAAAUCAAAGCCAGUUGAAAAAACUUGUAAACAAUCUUUGAAAAACGCCAUCAAAAUGGUUAAAAACGAGCCCAACUUUGUGGUGGAGCGCAUCAUGGAUAAGCGGAUCACCAGCGACGGUAAAGUUGAGUACUUCAUCAAAUGGCGCGGCUACACGUCGGCGGACAAUACCUGGGAGCCUGAGGAGAACUGCGAAUGUCCAAACCUUAUCCAAAAAUUCGAGGAGUCCCGGGCCAAGUCCAAAAAGCGCGGCGAAAAAAAGCCCAAGUGCGAGGAGAUCCAGAAGCUGCGUGGCUACGAGCGCGGCCUGGAGCUGGCGGAGAUUGUAGGAGCCACGGAUGUAACGGGUGACAUUAAGUACCUGGUGCGCUGGCAGUUCUGCGAUGAGUUCGAUCUCGUACCCAGCAGCCAGUUGUCGGAGAAGGAUCCGCAGAUGCUGAUUGCAUACUACCAGAAGAUGGCUCCGUACACCCGUCACAUUGCGCGCCGGAUGAAGGGUGUGCCGGAGGAGUUGCGAUCGGUGGCCUCCCGCACUAGCUAUCCCCACAUUAGCAGUGCUCCCGUUGAAGUUCAUCCAGAGGUGGAUCAGGCAUCGGGUUUGGUGGGGCAUCUCGGCGUCAUGCCCCAGGUUGACCAGGUACCGCAGCACCCCAUGGAUCUCGCUGAUGACCCCGACGACCUGGCCAGCGUUUCCUAUUCGAUUCCAGUGGCCGGCGUUGGCGACAUUGGCAUCGAUGUGCCCAUGGAGGAUCAAUAAGCACGUUAACGCAGAUUCAUUCACUCAAUGUUUAAUCUUAGUCCCUAAGCUAACCUAUAUGUAAAGCUAUCUGAAUCCGAUAGGCUCGUCCAGAUUGAUACGGCCCAGUUGUCCGCUCCGAAAAAAGUGAAUAAACUUUCGCGCGGCCGCCAAUAAAUUUGUCAUCACCUCGA